AUGCCCAAACACACGCGGUCAUCCAGUUCGAGUCACAACCACUACGGCAACCCGAUGCCUAUUUCUCUUGCUCCUGCCGCAAACCCCAUUGCUAUGUACAACCAGCGCAUGACCAUGCCGCAACAGGCCUACUACAACAUGCCCUCUUCUUCUGCUCCCAUGCAACAGCAGCCACAGCCAACAUACGAAAGCUAUGCUCCGGUGUCUGCACCCCCCGUCUCUGUGCCCCCGAUGCAGCACCGAGCCUCCUCGGGCGCAUGGACUCCCCAGGAUGACCAGCAGCUGCUCGCGGCCCGCGCCCAAGGUCUUAACUGGGGCCAGAUCCAAAUGUCCUACUUUCCCAACAAGACCCCCAACGCCUGCAGAAAGCGUCAUGAGCGUCUGAUGGAACGCAAAGGGGCCGAUGACUGGGACAAUCGCAAGCUUGAACGUCUGGCCAAGGAGUACAUGGGCAUGAGAAAAGAAAUCUGGUCCGGCCUUGCAGCCCGCACCGGUGAGAAGUGGAAUGUCGUCGAGGCCAAGUGCAUGUCGAAUGGUCUCAAGAAUCUGCAAAGCGCAUCUCGUGCUGGGGCUAGACGGGAGCGCCUCGAAUCAGGGCAGCCACUACCAUCAGGGUAUGACGAUGACAGCGGCAUCAGCGGCCUCGGGCUUACCCCAGUUGACGAGCUAGACGCGUCCUACAGUAGUCCAGAGACGGUAUCCUCCGGGCACUCUGCCAGCGGCAGCAGCACCUCGGCCGCGGGCUAUGUCGCCUCCUUCCAGCACCUGCAACCACUUCACGCCGGACAGUACGGUUACGGACACGCCGGUGCCCACCACGGAUAUACUAGCUCCGUCUCCUCGAACGGUUCGGUCAACGGCGGAUACGGCCACGGCCAGUCACAGUCUCCCAGCCCCUACCUCCACCCUCACGGCCAAAGACUGCCUAGCGUGGACAUGGGAAUUGACGCCAUCAUCAACCGGCCGGGUGGCGGCGGUGGUCAGCAGCAGAUGUGA
Molecule: messenger RNA, 996 nt
Organism: Colletotrichum higginsianum IMI 349063
Lineage: Eukaryota; Fungi; Ascomycota; Sordariomycetes; Glomerellales; Glomerellaceae
Product: Myb family transcription factor
Exons: 2
Coding region: 1-996 (331 amino acids)
Source: RefSeq, a predicted model, not a curated record